AGCAUCUCGAGAUGGUGCCCACGCUAUCCGCAGUUACUAUGCUCUUGACACAUUCUGCAUUGCACAUGUGAGAUGUACUUCCGUUGUAACAAGAUCAGAAUACUUUGACGCGGUAGUAUAUAACCAUACUCUUUGCGUUUGAUACUCAUCAUUCACUUUUUUCUCUUCAUUUUUUCCUUCACUCUUUUUCAAGGUACUGAGUAGUGAGUACUUCAUUCCUCCGCUUCCUGACCGGAUACUCAUCCAUGUCUUCCCCUUAGCCUCCCACCUUCCUUCUUUCCCCAUUUGUGAUUAUUCUUCAUUUCCUACCCUACUUCAACACCCUUCACCUUUCUUCACUUUUCGCCUAUAAUGCGUUUCUUUAUUGCCGUAAUUGUUGGCCUCAUUCUUUUUGCAAGGUCCUCAGGCGCAGCUCCUGUCCCCAAAAAGGGUAACCUCGGAGUCGACACUCCCAGCUCUCCUAGUGGUGCACUUGGGAUGGCCGGUAUCGUAGCCUCACUAGAAGAUGCAGCGGGUUUGAAUAUGGGUGCAGCGAAACGUGAUCCUCGUAUCGUUUUCACUCCCGACAUGGAGCUUCCCGAGUUUGCAUCGGACGACACAGGCGCGGUAAUGGCUGGAGCUGCUCCUUAAGAUGUUGCCCCUCCUUGCCGGCGGCAUUUCAUCAUGCCUGCAAAAGUUUAACCGACGCCGAGUCUGAUCCCCCAGCAUCAGUCCUGGAACGCUGCCUUGUUUCCUUGAUGGGACACUUAUCCACGGUGAAAGGCUUUGCAUGACUCUAGAUCGUUUGGAGGCGAUCAGAAUGAACAAUGAACACUCCAGAGCUCUUUUGUACGAUCAAAAUGUAGUUACAUGGAACUAUCAAACAUGCCCAACCAAAUAGGGCACUUUCCCUUGUGGAAUGUUCGUAGGACGACUUCUAGUCAUUGACAUGCAUUUCUUCACCUAGUACAGACGUUCAACCUUCAACACUAUUCUCUAUCUAAGCCCUAUGACUAGGCAAUUCAUUAACAGCUCUUUGCAGAUCAUGAGUCUGUGAUCCAAGAACAAGCACCAGUAUCCUGCGGAUAGGCUUAAUGGCGUUUGCCGGCAGCUUUACUAGGUUUAUGAUUCAGGACCAAGGUAGUCUUCCCAAGCGCGACUUUCAGCAAUGAAACUAUAGCAUCAUAAAAUUUCAAUAAUAUUAUGAACAAUACUUUACCACAGA
Messenger RNA from Somion occarium, 1204 nucleotides. The record is from the annotation of a GenBank genome assembly. NCBI's taxonomy places the organism in Eukaryota, Fungi, Basidiomycota, Agaricomycetes, Polyporales, Cerrenaceae.